CGUAAAACAUGCAGGUAACCCUCAUAUAACAGUGACGACUCAGCAUCUCAGCUUAUUUCAUCUUUUCUCUGUACUUCCCAGUGCUAUGCGGUUGUUUCCGCUCCUUUUUCCCUUUGGCUUUUUGGCCACGUUGAACAUCGUAAAUGGGAUUCACCUCGAACUGAGCGGCAAGACUGGAAUUUCUAGGUCCAAGUUUCAGAGAAGGACAAGCAUCAGUGGCCUCCAAAGCACUUUGAAAGAUGACCAGAAUAUCAACUACAUAACAAACAUCACCUUGAAUGGACAAUUGUUCGGUGUCCUGGUUGAUACCGGCAGCUCUGAUCUCUUUGUAACCUCUCAGGUUCCUGGUGCAGUUGACCAGCACUACCGGACUGAACUUGGCUAUGCCUCUGGAGAUGCUGCUGGGGAAGUCUUCUCAGCCACGAUGGAAUUCGCCGGUUACCGGAUUGAUGCCCAAUAUUUCAUAUUUGCAAACUCGACGGACGGAUUUACGCAAUCCAUCAAUGGUCUUAUCGGCCUUGGGCCAUACACGAGCUCUGUGAUUAGAUUCAUCGCUGGGACAGCGGCCGCAGACCCUCCUCUCGACCGAAUCUUCCGCUCUAACCACACCAUACCGAACUUUGUCGCUAUUCUUCUCGACCGCUCUCAUGACCCCGACGAACCUUAUCCAGGCGACCUCGCCAUCGGAGAAGUGUUGACUAAGUAUGAGGAUAUUCAGACCCAGCCUCGACACCCAGUUGCGUCGGUCAUGGUCCCCGGGAAUCAGCAUUGGAUGUCAUUACUUGACGAGAAUGGGAUCAUCGGUCCAGAUGGCAAACCUAUUACCAUUAAGACCCAAGUGACAAAUACAUCCUAUCCUAAUAACGCAACUGUUGUCUUUGAUACAGGUUUCACGUUCCCACAAGUUCCUUCGUACGUUGCCGAGGCGCUUUACGGUAACGUUCCCGGUGCUGCCUUAACGAGCAUCGCGGGCAUAGGAGAAAUCUGGACACUGCCCUGUGAUCAAGAACUUAAUGCCACCUUUCUGUUUGCUGGAAUCGAAUUCCCUAUCCACCCGCUUGAUCUCAACUUUGAUCGAGGCAACAACCAGUGCGUUGGAGCUUUCCAACCAUUCUCAUACGAUGAUACGGAGGAUGGCAAGGUGAUGUACGAUAUGGUCCUCGGCAUGGCCUUUUUGCGCAAUGCAUACCUCCUGAUCGAUUUCGGCUCCUUUGUCGAUGGGGCACAUUCUGGCACCAAUGCCCCGUACAUACAACUGCUGCCAAUCACUAAUGCUAGUGAUGCCUCUGUGGAUUUUAUCCGAGUACGCUUGAACAACGACACAAAUGUUGAUGAACUCACGUCAGUGGACUCACAUUCUUCCACGACCACGACCGCCACUACGACUACGACAUCAAACUCCAAGCUGCCGCUAUGGGCGAUUGGUGUUAUUUUUGGCGUUGUUAUUUCGGUUUGCCUUUUGGCCAUUUGCGUAUACUAUUGCUGCCGUCGCAGCCGCUCGCAGCGCGUUUCUUCUACACAAGCCGCAUGGGUUCCUUACGCACCGCAGAGCUACCGUCCGCUCUACGACCCCACGCCGCAAGGAGCGUAUGAUAUGCAUUUGGCGCCUAAUGCGAACCCAGCUCACGCUCCUGAAUACAGAAGUGCUUGGGAUGCACACUACUGAUUGUACGUGGCUCGGGCGGGCGGGCUUGGAGUCUUGUCGUAAUACCUAGUUUUCCUGUGAUACCAUUUUGGGACUACUUACCGCUGCGCGGCAUACUUGAUCAAUUGAACAAUUAGCUAGUAAUAAGUCACUUAUUUUUAUGAAUUGAUAUCCAUCUAUUGCAUGCCUCUCAUAAUAGCGGGUGUAACUUAC
Molecule: messenger RNA, 1858 nt
Organism: Suillus subalutaceus
Lineage: Eukaryota; Fungi; Basidiomycota; Agaricomycetes; Boletales; Suillaceae
Product: aspartic peptidase domain-containing protein
Exons: 7
Coding region: 86-1666 (526 amino acids)
Biological process (GO): proteolysis
Molecular function (GO): aspartic-type endopeptidase activity
Source: RefSeq, a predicted model, not a curated record